UAGCCGCAAGGCUUAGGGGUGAGGGUGAGAAAAAUAUCGUAGAAAACGAGAGAGAAAAUGCCACAGAAGUGGCAGUCGAGUGAGGAUCUCCGACACGGCAACAACUACUUUCUUCGUCGUAAUAUCAGUUCGCAAUCAUGGUUGAUAAUGGCGUUGGGUUGCUGUUGGGUGUUGUAUCGUUUAUGCCGAGCACGAGAGCGAUAAGGCGAUAGAAAUCCAUCGGGUGAGCAUCUCCGACACGUCAACUGCAUUCUUGGUGUUAUUUCCAGUAUUCAAUCACGGUAAACUAUGCCGUCGUGCUGCGCUACACACUACAACUGAUGCUGCUCCGAGCUACUACACCGAAGUAUUAUUCUUCCUCGAGCUACGCUACAAAAGCGCAUGGGUGCUACACCAGCGAGUCUCCCGAGUACUACUCUGCUCCCAGCUACUAAACUGAGCCAAAAGUAACGGACUGAAGGUGCUAAAAGUUUUUGCUGAGGACGGUAGCAGGUCGAGUCCUCCCUAAAUACUUGAGCGAAUGGACAACCGAGAAGUUGAAUGCGGAAAGUGUUAAUGUGUUGCCCAAAGCUAAUGUUGAGGGUGCAAGCUUGGAAGACAACAAGGUCCCAUUGACCUUAAAACAAUGGUCGAAAGGUUUAAACUGACCAUGUUGCCGUUGCUGUCGGUUUGAACGCAAACACGGAUUUGGCUGUCGCUUUUGGUUUGGAAAUUGAUUCGAAUUUUGGUAGUUGUCGAGUCAAUGCCGAGUUUGAAGCAGAUCAAACGUCUGGUUGCCAAAGAUGCUGCCUGCUUUUAUGAUAUCAAAUUGGAUCGUCGUCGUGUGGAACAUCAUGACCACGCUGUUGUAUCAGAGCGAUUGGCUAGAGAGCAUAUGAUUGGCAAUGCAUGCAUGCAACAUGGGUGAAGGACUGCAGCGCAAUAUUUGUCACUAUCUGCAUUCUUCGUCGUAUUUUCAGUACGCUAUCAUGGUUAACUAUGGCGUCUUGCUGCUGUAUGUUGUAUCGUUGAUGGCUGGGUCAGCCAUUGGUGUACCGAUGUCUCCUGGGUAUUGCAGAUACCAAGCCGCAACGCCGCCGCCUUACUGCACAACAACAACACACGAAACAACCGGUUACCACACCACCAAGGCUGCAGAAUAUUAUACCACAACUUAUGAUGCCCCGAGCUACUACAUUGAAGCCCUGAAGUAUAACUCUGCCCCGAGUUGCCUCAACAAAGAGGCUGAGUACUACACCGAGGUUUCCAAGUACUACACCAUCAAGGCAUCAGAGUACUACACCACCAGGGCACCGGAGUACUACACCACCAUGGCACCGGAGUACUACACCACCAAGGCACCGGAGUACUACACCACCAAGGCACCGGAGUACUACACCACCAAGGCACCGGAGUACUACACCACCAAGGCACCGGAGUGCUACACCACCAAGGCACCGGAGUGCUACACCACCAAGGCACCGGAGUGCUACACCACCAAGGCACCGGAGUGCUACACCACCAAGGCACCGGAGUGCUACACCACCAAGGCACCGGAGUACUACACCACCAAGGCACCGGAGUACUACACCACCAAGGCACCGGAGUACUACACCACCAAGGCACCGGAGUACUACACCACCAAGGCACCGGAGUACUACACCACCACUUGUGCUGUCCCAGCCUUUUACACCUAGUUUCAACUACUACUGUUUCUAGCCACUACACCGAAGCUCCAGCUUAUUAUACCACCAAAGCGGUAGAGUACUACAACGAAGCGCCCAAAUUCUAUCUGCCCGAGCUACGAAAUUACAUCUGUGGAGGCCCAGUACUACUUAGUACCUACUUUUUACACAGUGGAUGGUCCUUAAUACUACGUUGAACCGAAAUACUACUCUUGAGACUCCAGUUUACUACACCACAAACCUACGCUGCCCCUAGCUAUUAAACCGAAGCUGCCAAGUCCUACACCGAAAAGGCCGAAUAUUACCCAAUGACGUAUGCUGCCCUAGUUUACUACACAGAGGAACCCAAGAUUAACUCUGCUCCAACCAACACCAAACAAGAGGAUCCGUUUUACUACACCACCAAGGCCCCUGAGUAUCACAAUGUAACCUACACUGGUCCCAGCUACUACUUGAAUCUCCAAAGUAUUACUCUGCCCCGAGUUACUACACCACUAAAGCAUUUGGAUAUUACUCCACGACCUACGCUUCUUCUAGAGAAAGUCUACUAAAUACUAGUCGAAAUUUCA
Daphnia pulex (common water flea) is the source of this 2233-nucleotide messenger RNA. Its product is annotated as proteoglycan 4-like. The transcript has 7 exons. Bases 885 to 1676 code for a protein of 263 amino acids. Lineage: Eukaryota; Metazoa; Arthropoda; Branchiopoda; Diplostraca; Daphniidae. The record is from RefSeq and is a predicted model, not a curated record.